Tuber melanosporum (Perigord truffle) is the source of this 528-nucleotide messenger RNA. RefSeq lists its product as uncharacterized. Lineage: Eukaryota; Fungi; Ascomycota; Pezizomycetes; Pezizales; Tuberaceae. The transcript has 4 exons. Bases 1 to 528 code for a protein of 175 amino acids. The record is from RefSeq and is a predicted model, not a curated record.
AUGGGCCCCUUCCUGCCAGGCUCUCUAGAACACCUUGGUUGGGAGGGAAGGAUCUCCUUCUGGAAGACGCUUGAUGUUGAUGGCUCCAAGAAACCCCACUUCUACAACAAGAGGAGGGCAGAUCCAUUCUGCAGACUUAGGGUACCCAAGUAUCAAAAAGCCUUCGAGGCAUUCUUCUUUGCCGUAUUUCUUGCAUUGUAUUACGGCGUGCUGAUACAGAGAGACCCCUACCAUAUCACUGGACUAGAGGCAGCAUUGAUUGUGUUCUUCGUUGCCUUCGCCGUUGAUGAAAUUUCCUCCAUUAGGGAUGCCGGCACGGCUUUCUACACAGCUGACUUUUGGAGCUUGUGGGACAUUUGCAUUAUCAUAAUUGGAAUAGCGUUCCUCAUCUGGAGAAUUGUCGGGGUAGUCAAGGAUAACGACGAAAUUGUUGAUACAGCUUUUGAUAUUCUUUCACUUGAGGCGCUGCUCUUGAUACCCCGGUAUGUAGAAAGACGAACAUCAAUCAGUGAACGAAAAACGAUAUAG